Penicillium nucicola is the source of this 3444-nucleotide messenger RNA. RefSeq lists its product as uncharacterized. Gene Ontology annotation, molecular function: catalytic activity; protein binding; ADP binding. Lineage: Eukaryota; Fungi; Ascomycota; Eurotiomycetes; Eurotiales; Aspergillaceae. The coding region runs from base 1 to 3444 and encodes 1147 amino acids. The record is from RefSeq and is a predicted model, not a curated record. Gene Ontology annotation, cellular component: kinesin complex. The transcript is spliced from 3 exons. Gene Ontology annotation, biological process: nucleoside metabolic process.
AUGGCUACCAGGGCCCCCCUUUCUCAAGAACAAUACACGGUCGGGUGGAUAUGCGCCCUGCCCCUGGAGAUGGCGGCUGCGUCUUUAAUGUUGGACACAAUACACCCCACCCUUCCAAAUAAAUCCACUGAUCAGAACACGUAUACUCUGGGGAACAUUGGUGAACACAACAUUGUCAUUGCCUGUCUCCCAGUCGGUGCAUAUGGCAACGUAUCUGCUGCAACGGUGGCGAUGCAGUUGCUCUGGAGUUUCCCUUCUAUACGCUUUGGUUUGAUGGUCGGUAUCGGUGGAGGUGUACCGAACAGGAACGCAGACAUCCGACUAGGUGAUAUUGUGGUGAGCCAGCCACGGGACACAUCGGGAGGCGUGAUCCAAUACGAUCUUGGAAAAGUGUUACAGAGCGGUCAAUUUCAGCGGACGGGGAUGCUGAACCGGCCUCCGAAGAUUCUACUCACUGCUCUUGCUACACUGCAAGGUGUUCAUCUCAUGCAAGAUAGCAGGGUUGUUGAGUUUAUUUCGAAAAUUCAUGUCAAAACUACGCCGCGCAAAGCUGCAAAUUUUGCACGUCCAGCACAAGAGGAUCAUUUAUACCAGUCCGACUAUGACCACGGGGAAUCUGCUACAUGUGUGAACUGCGACCGAUCAAAACUCACUUGCCGACCUGUACGUGACUAUGAGGAACCAGAGAUUCACUAUGGGCUUAUUGCAUCUGCGAAUCAAGUGGUGAAAGAUGGCAAGCGGCGAGACCAACUGGCUGAGGACUUAGGGGUGUACUGUGUGGAGAUGGAAGCGGCAGGCCUUAUGAAUGACUUUCCGUGUGUGGUCAUUCGAGGUAUCUGUGAUUAUGCAGACUCACACAAGAACAAGGAAUGGCAAGGUUAUGCAGCAGCAGUAGCAGCAGCCUACGCUAAGGAGCUGAUUUUGGUGGUUCCAGUCAAUCAGGUCGAUAGUAUCCCUACAGCACGAGAGAUUAUCGUCGAUGCUGCCGAUCGCUUCAAAGUCUCUCUAGAUCUAGCUGCUAUCCCUGUGAUCGAAAGCUUUGUGGGAAGACAAGCGGAGCUAGAUCAACUGUGGCAAUACUUGAAGCCAACAGAUUCUCAAGCACGCAAGGUUGCGGUUCUUCACGGACUUGGUGGAAUGGGGAAGACACAACUGGCGGUGCGAUUCGCACGAGAACAUAAACAGGACUUUAGCGCUAUAUUUUGGCUAAGUGGCAAAGAUCGAGGCACGCUGUUGCAAUCUCUGAGCUCUGUCCUGCCCCGGUUACCAGGACAGCCCUUGAAAGGCGAAGCCACCAAUGAUGAAGAGCUCGAACAGCGAGCGAGAGAGGUGCUAAAGUGGCUAGCACAAGAUGGAAACUCGCGCUGGUUAAUCAUAUUUGACAAUAUCGAUCAGUACUUCUCUAUUGAUGGCGGCUAUGGCGGCGUUGGGAAUGCCUAUGAUAUUGGAAAGUUCUUUCCUACUGCGGAUCACGGCUCUAUUCUCAUUACUUCGAGACUGUCAACUCUUUUCGAACUAGGAGAGCCCUUUCCAAUCCAAAAGCUUGACUCGAAGGAGGCCAUUCAACUUCUCUUGAAAAAUAGCGGCUUGUCCAAAAGCAACUCCGUUAAUGAGAUUGAGAGAGAUCCGAAUACCCUCGCACUUGCCGACUGUCUUGAUGGACUCCCACUUGCGAUUAUCAUUGCGGCAGCAUUCAUGCGCGAAACUGGGACAAGCAUCACUCAGUACUUGAAGCAUUACCGAGGGUCAUGGUCUAAUCUACAGGCACUUUCGAGUCCUGGACGUCAGUACCAGCAAGGCAACAUGCUGGAGACAUGGCAGAUCUCAUUUUAUGAGAUUCAAAAUCGAGAUCCAAAUGCAGCACAUCUUCUACUGCUACUUGCCCGUUUUGACAAUCGUGAUAUUUGGUAUGAGUUACUAAAAAGUGCUUCUAAUUGCUCCAAUAUUCCUGGUUGGCUUGAAAGGGCAAUAUCAAGUGAACUACAGUUCAAAGCAUGCCUGAAGCCCCUGAUAGGGUUUUCUUUUCUUCAAGAAAAGCCACAAGAAGGAAGUUAUACAAUGCAUCCUGUGGUACAGGAUUGGUGCUUCCACAUAACCAGCAUAGACACAAUUACAAAUGCGAUCCAGCUUUCCGAAGUUGCAUUUAUAUGUGUUGGAUACUCAGUUCCUGCCAAAAGUGAACGUGAUUAUGCAGAACUAGAGCGACGGCUUCUUCCACACACGAUUGGUCUGCAGACCGCGCAAUUAUCUCUUGGGGAUAAUGCCAUUUUAGGAGGGUUUCAUAACCUAGGAGAUCUCUACUCUGACCAAGGAAAGCUGAAAGAGGCAGAAGAGAUGUACCAGCGAGCACUUGCAGGCUAUGAGAAGGCCUUCGGUCACGAUCAUACGUCCGCUCUUGAUAUAAUCCACAACCUUGGCCUUCUCUACUCUAACCAAGGGAAGCUGAAAGAGGCAGAGGGGAUGUAUCGGCGGGCACUGGUAGGCUGUGAGAAGGUCCUGGGUCCAUAUCAUACCUCCACCCUCGAUACAGUUAACAACUUUGGCUUUCUCUACUCUCAUCAAGGGAAGCUGAAAGAGGCAGGGCAGAUGUACCAGCGAGCACUAAAAGGCUAUGAGAAGGCCCUCGGUCCAGACCAUACAUCCACCCUCAAUACAGUCAACAAUAUUGGCCUUCUCUAUUCCAAUCAAGGGAAGCUGAAAGAGGCAGAGGAGAUGUACCAGCGAUCGCUAGUAGGCUAUGAGAAAGCCCUCGGUGAAGACCAUACGUCGACUCUCGAUAUAGUCAAUAACCUUGGGAGUCUCUACGUUGACCAAGGGAAGCUGAAAGAGGCAGCGGAGAUGUACCAUCGAUCACUGGUAGGCUAUGAGAACGCCCUCGGUCAAGAUCAUAUAUCUACCUUGAAUACAGUCGACAACCUUGGGAAUCUCUACUCUCACCAAGGCGAGCUAAGAAGGGCAGAGGAGAUGUACCAGCGAGCACUGGUAGGCAAAGAGAAGGCGCUCGGUCCAGACCAUACCUCCACCCUCAAUACAGUCAACAAUCUUGGCCUUCUCUAUUCCAACCAAGGGAAGCUGAAAGAGGCAGAAGAGAUGUACCAGCGAUCACUGGUAGGCUAUGAGAAAGCCCUCGGUCAAGAUCAUACGUCCACUCUCGAUACAGUCAAUAACCUUGGAAAUCUCUACGCUGAUCAAGGGAAAUUAAACGAGGCAGAGGAGAUGUACCAGCGAGCAAUAUUAGGCUAUGAGAACGCCCUGGGUCCAGACAAUACGUUUACACUCGAUGCAGUCCACAACCUUGGCCUCCUCCAUUCUGACCAAGUGAAGCUGAAAGAGACAGAAGAGAUUCACCAUGGAGAGCUCCCAGACAUCCCGAAGGUCGCAAAUCUCAAUAAUAGCAGGGCACGGCGUGCUAAGAAGAAAUUUACUGGAUGGCUUAAAUACUGA